AUGCUUCUGGAAGAUUUACCCAAUGAAUUGUUCAUCGAAAUCAUUCGAUGUUCAUCGACCUUAGAUCUACUUCGAUCCUUCUACAAUCUCAAUCUUCGGAUCAAUCAACUUCUCUUCGCUCAUUUUCGCACUUCUACCAUCGAUUUCUCAUCAAUAGCUCUGCGUGACUUUCGUCUGGUUUGUCGAGAGUAUUUGCCGCUGAUAGUCGAUCAAAUAACCUCACUGCGACUUUCCAAUGAUGACAAAACACCUCAGCAAAUGGAAGUUUUUCUCCAGCAUGGUUUAACACUUCACCAACUGUCAAAUUUACAAUCGCUUUCAUUGUAUGGAAUUAGUUUGCAGGAGACGAUGUUCUCGACAAUAUCUCAAUUGAGAUUUCUUGAUCGUUUAACUCUAGCUGAUUGUUCUCUGUCAUGUAAUCAAAAUGCAAGUCAAAACUUCAGCAACACCAUCUGGAGUCUGCCGGCACUCACCUACUGUUAUCUGAACAUCAGCUUCAAAGGAGAUAGCUUCAUUCUACCAACAGUCGAGUCACUGUCAUUAACAUGUCUAUCAAUUUGGGGUAUCACAUAUGAUCAAAUGCAAUUUAAUACUAUUUGCCGGCACACACCUUGUCUAGAACGAUGUUCUAUUCUAUUCAAUAUGGAUUCUUCUGAUCCGGUCGAUCUUUUUCAACAUAGGUUCUCAUCGGUGACUCGCUUUAGACUACAUUUAUCUCAUAUAGGAGAAAACCAUUUAGAGUGCAUACUGCAAACGAUGCUGAAUUUAAGGCAAUUGAUUAUUGAUAUUGAUUCUCUUGAUUCUCAUUCAUCAAGUCCAAUUUUCAAUGGUUCUCAAUGGGAAAUGAUCCUUCGUCGUCGCUUACCUCAUCUAAAAGUUUUUCGAUUGCGAAUGAAAUUCUAUUUUCCGGAUGAAGAUGACUUGGACGGACAAGUAGCUGAUUUACUUCGAUCCUUUCGGAGUCCAUUUUGGCUUGAAGAACAUCAAUGGUUCGUUCGAUGCCACUGGAAUGGAGAAGGUGAAGCUAGUCUCUAUACAUUACCCUACAGAUAUAACGAUGUGUGGCUUGAUUCUUCAACGAAAUUUCAGUCGACAUGUCCAAACAACGAUCAUCAUUGGUUCCAUUAUCAUGUGAAUCGUCUUGAAUAUAAAUCUUGCCCUAUUCGAUCAGAAAUUCCAUCAGUGAUUCGUUUCAGGAAUGUUCGUGAUUUGUGGAUUGAUUGUUCUAUUCCAGAACGAUGUCUGAGUGAUAUUUGUCAACUGAAUCAAGUUACUGCACUAUUUCUUUUCACCACUAGCAGUACUCAUGCUGAUGUCGAACUCCAAGAUCUGAUCAAUCGGAUGCCUAACCUUUUUUCACUCGGUUUUCAUCAAUUUUCAAUCGCUGGUAUGCAACAACCGAUUUUUCGAUUGGCACACGCGAAAAUUCGUGAACUAGACCUACGAUUUAUUUCGAAUUUCUUAACUGCUGACCAGUGUGCAGCUCUAUGCCGUUCACCACUAGGCCAACAGUGUGAAGUUCUGUACAUACGAAUAGAGAAGAAGUCUGUCGUACCUGAAUUAAUUCAUAAUAUGGCCAAUCUUCGUGUUUUGACUAUUCUACUCGAAGGUAAUAACUCUACGGGAACAUAUGGUGAUGUGAUUAUUCAAUGGCUAAGAGAGCAUCUACCACCAACAUGUUUAAUCAACAGAGAUCCCGAGUUCAGAGCGGAAAUCCAUAUUUGGCUUUAA
This is a messenger RNA of Adineta ricciae, 1731 nucleotides long. Lineage: Eukaryota; Metazoa; Rotifera; Eurotatoria; Adinetida; Adinetidae. The record is from the annotation of a GenBank genome assembly.